Molecule: messenger RNA, 2181 nt
Organism: Laetiporus sulphureus 93-53
Lineage: Eukaryota; Fungi; Basidiomycota; Agaricomycetes; Polyporales; Laetiporaceae
Product: alpha/beta-hydrolase
Exons: 6
Coding region: 1-2103 (700 amino acids)
Source: RefSeq, a predicted model, not a curated record
AUGGCUCAGGGACUGCUUUGGGUACGAGCCUUUGCUCUUCUUGCUUGCAUUGCAUCUGUACGGCAGCUCGCAGCCUACCCAGACACAGAUGUGGUCAUCGUCUCCAACAAUGACCUGAAUCCAUCGAACCCCAAUCGCGCCAGUGCGCUCUAUCUGAAGAGCACUUUCACUUGCUCAGAGGCAUAUGAAGCAUGCGCGCAACUUCAGGAGACAAUCCUGCCUCCUCCUAACAGCACCGGCCUGACAGCAAUGAAUCUCUCCAUGGCGCUGACCUCCGAGCGUCACGGUGCGGCGCUGGACUCGUCGCAGGAGAUUUGGAUCGCGAGCGAAGAUGCGAGCAGCUGCUCUGUCUUCACACCGGAUUACCUCUACACAGAUGAUUAUAUUGGAUCCGCAUCUACCGCAAAUGUUGAUCUCAGCGAGCGGCUCCCCGUGCUCUGCACGAACUCUGCGCCACUGACCCGCUCAAACAUCACCUCGGACACUUUUCGCCAGAUCGAGCUCUCCACUCCAUCCGCGGGUGUCCUGACGGGGUACCGCGACAAGUUCAGCUGGCGCUUCUUGGGUAUCAAGUAUGCUGAGCCUCCUAUUGGUGAGGCGAGAUUCCAGCCCCCGACCGCGCUGCAGGUUCCGCCCGGCACUGUACGAUCUGCACUGGAAUAUGGUCCCGUAUGUGCUCAGCCUCCUGAUCCUGACAAUGGCCGCGAGUGGUACGACGCAGAGGAUUGCCUCCAGCUGAACGUCUUCUCGCCUGUCGUCAAUUCGGCGUCUGUUCCAGAUGAAAGCGCCCCCAAGCUUCCCGUUAUGUUCUUCAUACACGGAGGGGGCCUCAACACCGGUGACAGUGGCCCUAUUCCGUUUAACAUGACCACAAGUGGAUAUGUUGGACCCUCGAUCUCGAAUAUUUUCGACGGCACCAAUAUGGUCUCAUACGGCGGUGUCGUCCUUGUUACCGUUAACUACAGGCUGACGGCCUUUGGAUGGUUCAAUGCGUCAAACGCCGCCUUGAAGGAUACUCUACUCGCAUUGCACUGGGUGCAGGAUAACAUCGAAUCCUUCGGCGGAGAUCCCACGAAGGUCCUCAUAUUCGGCGAGUCUGCUGGAGGGGGGAUGACAAGGUACCUACUUGGAACAAAUCCUGCAUACACGGAUGGGCUCUUCAGUGCGGCUAUCCUUGAGUCAGACUGGCCUACUAGUAACCGGUUCUACUCCCGAGAGCGAUCACUGGAAGUAUCGCUCACUCUCGCAAAGGCACUCAAUUGUGCAUCGAGCUCAUCAACGCAGUUCGACGAGCCCAUGGCUCUAUGCGUGCGCAAUCUUUCGACAGAAGAGAUUGUGGCGACCUCCUACAACCUCGGUAUUUCCUGGGAGAUCGUUGUCGACGGUGACUAUGUCCUUGCAGACAUUGCAACCAGUAUCAAGGACGGAGUCUACGCCCGUGUUCCUACGAUCUGGGCCACCAAUGAGUGCGAGUAUUGUUUCUUCAUCCCGACUUCCAUUCCACCAAAUUCCUCCGCAUCUGUCUUUCCAGAGAGUCUAUCCAUCUGGUUCAAUGACACUCAGGCAGAAGAGAUCAUGGACGUCGCCAACACUCUAUUCCCUUAUGAGACGGCUCCCUCUGAAGAUGGUAUCUCGGGCACAGUGCUCACCCUCGCGCGGCUCAUGACGGAUUGGUACUUGCAUUGUCCAAUGCUGUACCUUUCUUCUCUUGAGACGAAUACAACAAACCCCGGAAACAACUAUAAAGUCAUGUUCGCAGUAGGAUUGGGUUCGACCAUCACUGCGAAUCCCCUGACCUGUCCUGGCCAAGUCUGCCAUGCGGACGAGCUGUAUUGGGUCUUUGCGACAGCCGAGACGGAUAAUUUGUACCAACCCUUGACUCCCAGCGAAGUCGCGACAACGCAGGAGGUCAUCAAGCGUUGGACAUCUCUUGCCUGGACAGGCAAUCCGAACUACGAGGGUGCCGUUGUGGAGUGGCCCCCCUACACUGGAGACAACGAGGUCAUCAUCAAUGCUACCGCGACAGAAUCUAUCCAACCGUACCGAGUAGCGCAGUGUGACUUCCUUCAGACCGAGCUGGGUUUCGUCUUCGGACAACAGUAGCAAUGCUAAUGGACUAAUCAUAUUCAUGAUCUGUUUAUAACAAAAUUGAGAUCUGGCCAAGGGCCCGUGGCGUAGUGG